Mesorhabditis spiculigera is the source of this 1632-nucleotide messenger RNA. Lineage: Eukaryota; Metazoa; Nematoda; Chromadorea; Rhabditida; Rhabditidae. The record is from the annotation of a GenBank genome assembly.
AUGGGAAUGCCGGCGGGGGCUUGGCAACCGCAACCCGGCGGAAAUGGAACCCCGGAUGAGUACAACAUGAAGCAGAUAUGGCAACCCGAUGGGCAUAUGGAACCUCCGCAGCCCUUUGGAGUCGGCCCACCGAUGCAUCCGAUGGGCCCCAAUGGUAUGAUCGACGGCAUGGUCGGCGAAUACAUGAGACCCGACGGCACGUGGGAGAUCCCCGGUGGUCCACCCAUGAAGCAGGAAGAAAUGUGGAAACAGGGGCCACCACACCCCGGGCAACACCCACAAUGGGUACCCAACGGAAGGUGGAAUGGGCCACCUGGACCCCCGCAAAUGAUGCGCCAACCACCGCCACCGCCCAUGGGCCGGCCGAUGCCCCCGAUGGCAGGAAAUGGCUGGCCCCCAGGCGGUAUGAUCCCGGGGAUGAAUGGGCCCCCGCAAGGGAUGGCCCCAUGGAAUGGGCCACCUGGCGGAGGCGGCCGAGGUGGAAUGGGACAGCGGGGCGGACGACCUGGAGGAGGAGGAGGGCCGAAUGGACGAUUUGUCGACCUCUCGAUUCCGCCGCCUAUUGAUAUUCCGUACCAAGGCCACAUGGGAAUGCGCGGAGGCCCACCCCCAGCCGGACCUCAGAUGUGGAAAGAUCCCGCGGCGAUGGGCAUGCGGAAUCCACAGUUCACCCCGGAUAACCAAUUCCAAGCCCAGAACGUGGACUUUGGGUCGCCGUACGGGCAGAAGCCGAUGAGCCAAGGGGGCAUGGGGCAAUUUAUUGCCGGAGCGCCGCCACCGCCCGAGAACGACAGCAUGGUGUGGCACGAUCCAAACGGGGAUUUGAAGAAGUGGCAGAGGGACACUGGAGUUAAUAUUUGGGGCGAUCCGGAUAAGGCUGCCCAACGUCCCGUCAAGAUGUGGACCGUGGACGAGGGUCAAGAAGAAGACUACGAAGCCGCCCUCCAAAAAUGCCCGGUGCCCAGAAAAACGGAUCUGCAGUCGGAACUCGAUUCUCCGCGUUCGGCCUCUGCGGCCACGACGACGGCGAAACGAACGAUUGUGUCGACCGGAUGGGGAGAUCUGCCUGACAAUGACCCGAACAAGACCCUCAGUGACGAUCAGCUGUGGGCCAAGGAGAAUUUGGGAGGAAAUUCGGCAAGCUGGGACUUCCCGCCGACCAGCCAGCAAUUUUCGUCGGAUGCGAAUUGGUCUAGUGCCCUUCAAGCAGCUUCCCCCGGUGGUGGCCAUAUCGAAAACCUGGCCGAAAAGAUCCGACUCGCCGUAGACAAGGGAUACCUCGAUUUCCACAAUGCAGCUUCAUUAAAGCAGCUACCACCAAGCGUGCUGACCCACAUCAACACGCUGCUGAACAAGCUGCCCGAGUUGGAGACGGUCGAAAGGGACAUGGGCGAGCUUGUGGCCGUCAGCAAGCCGGAUGGGCAGGAGAUUCCCACGAACAGCCCGAAGCACUUUAUGAACGAGAGUCAGCAGAUGGACUACGACCGAAUGGUGAUCCAAGUGACCACGCUACGCAUCGAGCUCUCCCAACAGGCCAAGAACAUUCGCCGCCUCCUCACCGAGUCCGGCAUCAACCCCGUGGAGCAAGAGUUCGGCAGCGAGCCCUACUACCCGUUCCUCGACCAGAACCAU